Messenger RNA from Orussus abietinus, 2699 nucleotides. Its product is annotated as U3 small nucleolar RNA-associated protein 14 homolog A. Gene Ontology annotation, biological process: rRNA processing. The transcript is spliced from 7 exons. The record is from RefSeq and is a predicted model, not a curated record. Bases 96 to 2675 code for a protein of 859 amino acids. NCBI's taxonomy places the organism in Eukaryota, Metazoa, Arthropoda, Insecta, Hymenoptera, Orussidae. Gene Ontology annotation, cellular component: small-subunit processome; nucleolus.
AUAUAUUUUAGUGGUGGAGACACGUGAGCUAACCUAAAAAUCGGCACCGUGGAGGUCGGUCAUUUUGUAAGUAUUUUACCCGGAAUUAUAUUGCAAUGAGCGACGACGAAAUGGAACGUGCAAUCAACCAGGAGGUUUCUACAACCCAUGACAAACUCCUUAAGCCUGCGUUAAAACUUAACGACAAACAAAGAGUUAAGCAGCCAGUGAGAAGCGAGCCUAGUUUAGAAGUUUCAGAAUUCCAUUUGGUUAGAAGUGGAGUGCCGCGUCGACAUCGAAUUCAUGUGCAGAGCUUGGCAAAUAGUUUAGUUCGGAAAGGACGUAAUAUCGAGCUUACCAAGAAACUCAAAGCAACACAGAGCAAGGCGCAUCUUUUGUAUAAACCAUUGGAAAAACCUGCCGCUGAAAGAAUAAAGAGAAAGCUCGGCUUUGAUAACGUCAAGGAGGAAUUGCAGAAAUGGAACGCGAUAAUCGCCAGAAACCGAACGGCGGAGCGAAUGACCUUUCCACUUUCCCAGCCAUCAAUGGGUCUAGGAGGCACUACAUAUUUUUUUAACAGAUUUCGAAUUCAGUCUGAAUUGGAGAAAGAGCUUGCGGAAUUAGAACCAAAGAAACCAGAAAUUGAAGUAAAAGAUGACCAAUUUUCUGCAACACUGCAGGAAAUCCUGGAAAGAAGGAACGAAGCUGCAAAAUUAAGAGCUCAGCAGUCGUAUAGAGAAGCGAAAGCUUUUCGCCAGAACAAAAUCAAGAGUAAAAAAUUCCAUCGGGUUCAACGAAAGGAGAAGAUUAAGAAGCAAAUAAAGGAAUUCGAAGAGCUUCAAAAGAUAGAUCCUGGAGCCGCUCUUGAAAAAUUGGAGCAGUUGGAUAGAACGAGAGCAGAGGAGAGAAUGUCUCUGAGGCAUAAAAGUACUGGCCAGUGGGCUAAAAGUAAACAAGUUAGAGCAAAGUACGAUAAAGAGAGUCGGCAGGCACUUGCCGAACAAUUGGCCGUUAGUCGAGACUUGACGCAGAAGAUUCGGAAAGACGAGGACAGUGAAGACGAAGGAGAAGAAGAAGAAGAAUUAUCUAUACCAGUUUCAGCCAUGGAUAAGGAUAAUCCAUGGAUGACAAAUGGAACUAAGACCAAAUCUGAAAUCGAUGACUUUAUUAGUGGAUAUCGUAGGUAUUGGGAUGGAAAGAAAAAGGAAGAGGAAGAGAAACAGAAUCAGGAGGAGAGUGACAAAAAUAAAACUAAUGAUAAACCUGGUAAGAAAAGCAACACCGAAAAGGCGAAAAAGGAAGCUGUUACAUUGAAUCCAGUAGAAGAGGUAAUAAUAGAAAACAAGAAUCAUGGGAAACCCGUUAAAAAGAAAGGUGUUAACAAAAAAUCCAGCUGUUCCUCCAGUAAGAAAGUAUCAGAACAGAAAAAGAAAACGGCCGAGUCAGCGAAAAAUUCAGCAGAGACAAAAUCUAAAAGGAAACUAAAUGGAGUCAUAAGUAAAAGAGCGGUGAGGGCUUCGCCAGGCACAUCCAGUUGGUCUGUCACGCCUAUGAAGAGUUACGUGAAGAACAAUUUGCUUCCACGCAACAGCAUGAUCAACGACGUGGAGAACAAGUUGCAAGAUAAAAUCAACGAUAAACUGAAGAAGCUCAAGAGGAAGAUGGAUGCUUCCGAUGACGUCGAUGAGGUUGAGGAGAAAGAUGGUUCGGAGGACGAAGGAUACUCUGGAGAUCUUGGAUUCAAAAAACAGAGGAUUAGGCCGGUAAUAGAUGAACAGUUGGACGAGUUACCUGGAAGAAUGAAAUCUCGAGACAGCAAAGAAGCAGCUAAACCAAAGGCAAUGGCAAACGGUGACUUCAGCCAUGCCAAAGCGAAAACGAAAGAGGCAGAAAUCGAUCCAAAUAAGUUCAUCAAGGCGAAACCUGUGCAUAUGAUGUCUCAGUUACCCGAUAUGAUAACUGGAGGAGAGGAUGCGUUGGAUGACAGCGAGGAGGAAGAGGAGCGGUAUAAAAUAAUAAGCGAGGCCUUCGCCGACGACGACGUCGUGGACGAAUUCAGAAAAGAAAAAGAGGAAGAGGUAAAGAAGUCCCAGCCGGAAGACGUCGACCUCACUCUGCCUGGGUGGGGAUCCUGGGGCGGAAAAGACGUGGCGGUCUCCAAACGGAAGAAGAAGCAGUUUAUCAUGAAAUUCCCGAAAGAUGCGCCGCGCAGAGACGAGAAUAAGGGCGACGUGAUCAUCGUCGAGGGUGCCGAGGAACAGGUGAGGCAGCACCAGGUCAACGAGCUGCCAUUCCCGUUCGGCAGCGUUCAGGACUUCGAGGCGAGUAUUCGCGCUCCUCUUGGCAGGAAUUUCGUGCCCGAAAAUGCGCACAAGAGGCUGACACAUCCGGCUGUGAAGACGAAACUGGGCAAGAUCAUCGAGCCCAUGACCGAGGAUGUGCUGGUCGACAAGCUAAAGGUGAAACCCAAGGGAAGGAUCCCCGUCGUCAAGAGGAAAGGGAGAUGGACACCCAAGGGAGGGAUUUCUACCACUAAGAAGAAAGGGAAAUGGACACCCAAGGGAAGGAUUUCUGUCACUCAGAAGAAAGGGAAAUGGAUACCCAAGAGGAAGGGGCUGCCGGCCAAGUCAAUGGGCAGGCCCAAGAGGUGGACCGCUGCCAGUAGGAAUGGGAAACCUCCGGGCGGAAAGAAUUAAAGUGAUAUGAAAUGAGGCUGAUGA